Panicum virgatum (switchgrass) is the source of this 1273-nucleotide messenger RNA. Its product is annotated as phenylacetaldehyde reductase-like. The transcript has 6 exons. The record is from RefSeq and is a predicted model, not a curated record. Bases 141 to 1124 code for a protein of 327 amino acids. NCBI's taxonomy places the organism in Eukaryota, Viridiplantae, Streptophyta, Magnoliopsida, Poales, Poaceae. Gene Ontology annotation, molecular function: oxidoreductase activity, acting on the CH-OH group of donors, NAD or NADP as acceptor.
UGUGCCGUCGGCGUCACCUCCCGCUCUUGUUUGUUCCUGGCUUCCUCUUCCACAGUUCGUCAGUUCCACCGUGCCGUAGAGCGGAACAGGUCAGGCCAGGCCACCACCAUCCACCCAAGCUCCCGACGAGGUCGACGGCGAUGGCGUCGGACGGCGAUGGCGGCGGCGACGGCCUCGUCUGCGUGACGGGCGGCAGCGGCUUCAUCGGCUCGUGGCUCGUCCGCCGCCUCCUCGACCGCGGCUACACCGUCCACGCCACCGUCAAGAACCUCCAGGACGAGGGCGAGACGAAGCACCUCCGGGCCCUGGACGGCGCGGGCGCGCGGCUCUGGCUGUUCCAGAUGGACCUCCUCGACCCGGCCUCCGUGCGGCCGGCGGUCGAGGGCGCCCGCGGCGUCUUCCACCUGGCCUCCCCCGUCAUACUGCACCCUACGCAGGACCCCGAGAAGGAGCUGGUGGAGCCUGCGGUGGAGGGCACGCUCGGCGUCCUCCGCGCCGCCAAGGACUGCGGCGUCGGCCGCGUGGUCAUGGUGUCGUCGCAGACGGCCAUGGUGCCCAACCCCAGGUGGCCGGCGGACAAGGUCGUCGACGAGGAUUCCUGGGCCGACGUCGACCUGCUCAAGGAACUCAAGCUUUGGUACAGCGUGUCCAAAACACUGGCAGAGAAGGCUGCGUGGGACUUCGCUGAGAAGCAGGGGUUGCAGCUCGCGGUGCUGAAUCCAGUGCUGGUGUUGGGCCCGACAUUGACGCCGUCGAUUACCGGUAGUCUCCAAGUAUUUCUGCAGAUUAUGAAGGGCCAGAGGUUCGACAUGGACGAGUACUUCCUUGGCUGCGUUGAUGUCCGGGACGUGGCGCAGUCUCUCGUAGCCUUGUAUGAGAGCUCGUCGGCACAGGGACGCCACUUGUGCGUGGAGUCCAUUGAACGGAUGGUUGAUUUCACCAACAAACUUGCCGACCUUUAUCCUGAACUUCCGGUUCAAAAAAUCCAAGAGGACAAACAGGAGUGGGUGGUCAGGGCAAAGGACCCAUCCAAGAAACUGAUCGAAUUGGGUGUUCGUUUCAUUCCAUCCGACAAAAUCAUCAUGGACACUAUGGAUUGCUUUAGGAGCAAAGGACUCAUCUAGCUCUUCAUGUCGAUUUCCUCAUGGAAAAAUAGCCCAUCUAGGUCGAAUGCGAUGGUGGAUCAAAACUGCUGCUGUUAAUUAAAAAAAAGUGCUGCUGUAUGUAAGUUUUCUAGUCGAAAAUAAACUGGCAGGACACAUGAGUAUCUCUC